Messenger RNA from Symsagittifera roscoffensis, 3299 nucleotides. RefSeq lists its product as uncharacterized. The coding region runs from base 63 to 3263 and encodes 1066 amino acids. NCBI's taxonomy places the organism in Eukaryota, Metazoa, Xenacoelomorpha, Acoela, Convolutidae. The transcript is spliced from 2 exons. The record is from RefSeq and is a predicted model, not a curated record.
AUCCCCGAAAGUUUACAACUGAACUGCUGAUAGUGUCGAUUGUAUGCGAAGUUUAACAGCGAAUGGCCCAUCAUUUUGUGAGCGAAGAAACUAAGUCAAAAGCGAGCGAAGAUGAAUUAUCUAUGGCUGAGAAGGCGCGUGACUUUAUAAGUUCGCGAGUUUUGGAUUUGUUUGAAUUUACAGCUGAUGGUUCGCUAAGACCAGAAGAGUUAGAAGAGAAACAGCAGGAAGCAAGAACCCCCUCCUCAUCUCAGAGUUUCGAGAACAUAUCGUUUGGAGAGGCACCUGGAUCUUCAGACUCAACCAAUAGCGUCGAGUCAAUAGAACUGCAGACCCCAAUGAGUUCAGUUACCUCAGAGUCAGGUGACUCAAGUUCGUCUUCUCAGAACCACGAUGCAGACAACGAGAACACGUCUGGAGAGUACAUUUCUUCGAAGGAUUUUAGGAGUCCCAAAGGCUACGAAUAUUGGCAGGACGAAUCAAGUGGCAGCUGCCUCGAUUUCAGGAAGUUGAACAGCUCAUCCCGAAAUGCAUCACAUGCCACCGAUCACUCAUUCAACCCAAAAGAAAGGAACUCAGCCAGGUUGAAAGAAGUGAGGCAAAACAACAGACACAAGAAGAAAGUAUUCUCCAAAAUCGAACCACUCCAGAUUUCAUGGGCUAGCAAAACUACAGUAGACAGAUUCUGGGAUUAUGACGAUGACCUUUUUCUACGUCUAGUAUUUUGCAUCUCAGAUGUAUGUGUCCUACGCUGGGAACUGAGUUCGCCGAAAAAUUUCUACUUGCCAGAAUCCGUCAAACCAAGUCUGAAAUCCUUGUUCUACGAUAAAAUGGAUAUAGAUAAACUUUCCUUAGUAUCUUAUGUCUCGCUUUUGAGCGGGGCGCCUUUUGAAGAAAAUAAUCUCAAAAAUCUAAAAACUGGCUUCGAUGAUAGCUACUCGAUAGCAAAAGUGGCAAUGAAUAUUUUGUGCGCAAUGGACAAAGCUAAAAUGAUGCCAAGAAUUGAUAUCGAUUACUUGGACCAGAUUGAUACGCCAGAGGAAAAUGAGUUCAAUGAAGCUGACUCUGAAAGUGAAAAUGAUGAAAGAAAUGAAAACGGAGUUGAAGAAAGAGAAAGUAAGCGUGAGCUACGUGAACAAGCGUGUGAAGAAUUUGACGACGACGAAAAUGAUCUAAUCGAAAAUGAAAAAGAAGCUUUAACUCCGGAAAAACUAGACGCAGAUUGCAUGAACAUUCAUGAGGAUGUUUGCGAUGAAGGUGAUAAUCACGAAGAAUUCGAAGAAGACUCCAGCUCGUCUGAGGAAUCUGCUAGCGAAGAUGAAGAAUCCGAGGUUGAUGAAACCCCGAUUGAACCCGAAGUAGUGGAAGCAAAUGUCACCGGACAACAAGGUACGUGUGAAGCUCCGGUGGCCAAUGAACCACAAAUAUAUUCCACUCAAGUCGCUGUCGAGGAAGCUUCGUUUUUGGAAACCGCUGAAAAACCCCAGAAUGAUCGGGAAAUAGUAAUCGAAUCCGAAAUGGACGAAGUAGCAGCAUUAAAUAUGCAACUAGCGGAAAACGAAGUGGUUCCCAUUGAAGAUUUCACUCUGCCUUUGAUUCAGGAGCACGAGAACUUGAGCAGCAGCCAAGCAUACGAGAGCUUGCAACAAAUGCAUAGCGAUUUAACGGAAGAUUAUGUGCCGACAUUGCAGGCGAUGCUAGUAGCAGGAAUGAAGACUACGUUGAAUCUAAAGGAAGCGGAAAAGUUCUGCUUGAACAACGAAGUCGGAGACGUGAAAGAAUCAGAAGUAGGCGAGCUCAUUCGAGAGCAGAACGAAGCGCUUUUGCAUCGAAUUAUGGAAUUAGAGGAUUCGUUUGAACCGUUUAGCGUUGAACAGACUUCGGCCGAUGAGUCGAAUCAUGCACCGGUUUUGUUCAGUAAUCAGCGCUCGUGUAUUAACUUAAUGGAAGCAGAUUCAAAUCUAGUGGAUACCGGAAUUGAAGCGGAACAGACACCUCACGCGGUUUUGCAGGUUGAAAAUUCUACGAUUGACGAGUUGGCAAGUUUGCAGCCAGAAGAUGGCCCGGAAAUAGUUUUCACAGACGAUGGUCGUGUGUGUAUGGGUGAGAACUCUUCAUUUUCUGUUAUGUACGCACAUAGAACAUAUCAACCCUCAGCAGUUGAGACAGAACCAGUCAGAGAGCUUCAGCAACAAAAUUCGAUGCUGCCUGGAAUUUGUUCCCAAGAUGGAGAUCACGCUAAUUCGGAGAAAAAUGCAAAAAGCAAGGCAACAGUUCUGAAAAUUCAGUUUCAACAGUCUUUAAAGCGGUAUUCAGAUGUGAAAACGGAUCGAAAGGAGUUUCCAAUGAAUUCAUCCAUAUCGUUGGACCAGAACGAAUGUGUUCCUUGUAACGAAACUGGAAUUGUUCUCGACUCACCGAAUAGAAGUUUUUGCUUCACUUCAACGCCGGCACAAAGUGCGGGAUCAGCUUCGGGAAAAUCAAAAAUCCCAAGACUACCUCAACUCCGCACGACAUCUUUGAGCAAAUCAGGGGAUAAAUCAUAUGGAUACCCACCACGUAGUGCGACAAACAAGCCCUCGAUUACGCCUCGAAGUGCUAACACAAUAGCUAGGGCUCCUCCAACGCCCCUACCAAAAGUUAGUGUAAGUAGGGAAUCGAAGAUUCCGAGGCCUGCGAUUCCAAGUGGAGGCAACAGCUCGAGGUCUGUGAUGGGCAUUCCAAGUGCAAGCAGCCGAGCGAGUGAUCGAUCGACUCCUUCUAUGCUGACUACAUAUUCCUCAAGCCUACAUCAUAAACCGCCCGCAGCCCCUACGUCGAAAAUACUAAGAACAAGUUUUAAAAAACCCUCGCCUAGUCCCAGAACACCUAUAACGAGCCAGAAAUUAUCAGUUCCAAGCGUUAAACCCUCAGUAGUGCCGACAGCAAAACUGCCUAAAGCUGUUGCAAAACCUGCAGCUUCAACAACUGUUUUGACUGAUGCUGUUAUUGUGUCAUGUAUUGAUAGGAUUAGAGUCAAACUGAGAGGCAGUAAAGAUGCACAGGAAGAGUUGUCGAGACUUUUUAACGAGGUUCUCAAUUCGUCUUCGAAUCUAAGAGACAGCAGUUUGUCUCCUAUGCAGUUAGCAAAAGUGCUCUCAAAGUUCGACCCUUCAGUCUCUGAAUUCAGUCUGAGAGACAAGCAGAAGUUGGCAUCCAAGCUAAUAACGGGCAAAGACCAGAAAAUAGAUUUCAAAACAUUCAUUGCGCUGUACUCUAAGUGAAAAGGAAACCAAUCCUGCAACACUAAAUAUUCACAU